GUAACUCCAGACACUUGCACGUUCUGAUUGGGACCUCAGGGGUCAUCAUCCUCUUCAUCAUCCUCUUCUUCCUUUUUCAUCGCUGGUGGUCCACCAAAAAGAGGUUCUUUUUGGUCCAGAGGGCCUGGCCACAUGAAGGUGGUCAGGACAAGCCCACCCUGUCUGCCUGGCCCAGCGCUGUGGUGCCUCGAGGAGGAAACGUGACUCUUCGGUGUCACCAUCACUCUAGGUUUAUAAAGUUCAGGUUGUACAAGGAAGAUGGGAUCCUCAAUCCUGACUUACAGGGUGGAAUAUUCUGGAACAGCUACCUCAUGUUCCCAGUGACCACAGCACAUGCAGGGACCUACAGAUGUCAGGGUUUUCACCCAGACUCCCCCACUCCAUGGAUGGCACUCAGCAACCCCCUGGUGAUCAGGGUCACAGGAUUCUACAGAAAACCUUCCCUCCAGGCACUCCCAGGUCCCCUGGUGAAAUCAGGAGAGACGGUCAUCCUGCAAUGUUGGUCAGAUAUCAUGUUUGAGUACUUCUUUCUGCACGGAAAGGGGAUCACUGAGGACCUCUUGUUUCUUGUUGGAGAGCCCCAUGAUGGGAGCUCCCAGGCCAACUUCUCCAUAGGUCCCAUGACGACUACCCUUGCAGGGACCUACAGAUGCUACGGUUCUGUCACUCACUCCCCCUAUCAGUGGUCAUCUCCCAGUGACCCCUUGGACAUCGUGAUCACAGGUCAAUACAGGAAACCUCUCUCAGCCCAGCCGGGCCCCACGGUUUGGCCAGGAGAGAACGUGACCUUGUCCUGCAGCUCCUGGACCUGGUUUCACCUGUACCAUCUAUCCCGGGAUGGGGAAGCCCCCGAACUCAGGCUCCCUGCAGUGCAGAACGUCAGUGGAACAUUCCAGGCCCACUUCCCUCUGGGCCCUGCCACCCACGGAGGGACCUACAGAUGCUUCGGUUCUUUCCAUGACUCUCCCUACCACCGGUCAACCCUGAGUGACCCACUGACCGUUUCUGUCACAGGAAACCCUUCAAGCGGUUGGCCUUCACCCACAGAACCAAGCUCCAAAACUGGUAACUCCAGACACUUGCACGUUCUGAUUGGGACCUCAGGGGUCAUCAUCCUCUUCAUCAUCCUCUUCUUCCUUUUUCAUCGCUGGUGGUCCACCAAAAAGAAUGCUGCUGUAGUGGACCAAGAGCCUGGGGCGGACAGAACAGUGAACAGGGAG
Messenger RNA from Cebus imitator (Panamanian white-faced capuchin), 1220 nucleotides. RefSeq names its product killer cell immunoglobulin-like receptor 3DS1. The record is from RefSeq and is a predicted model, not a curated record. The transcript is spliced from 8 exons. Lineage: Eukaryota; Metazoa; Chordata; Mammalia; Primates; Cebidae. The annotation marks the transcript as partial.